Molecule: messenger RNA, 645 nt
Organism: Galeopterus variegatus (Sunda flying lemur)
Lineage: Eukaryota; Metazoa; Chordata; Mammalia; Dermoptera; Cynocephalidae
Gene: SST
Product: somatostatin
Exons: 2
Coding region: 142-492 (116 amino acids)
Biological process (GO): regulation of cell migration
Cellular component (GO): extracellular region
Molecular function (GO): hormone activity
Source: RefSeq, a predicted model, not a curated record
AGAGUUUAAAAAGGGGGAGACGGUGGAGAGCGCACAAGCCGCUUCAGGAGUCGCGAGGUUCACAGCCUUCGCUGCUGCUUGCGGAUCCGCACCAAGGGUGUGACCCACCGCUCUCCAGCUCGCUUCCCCGGCGCCGCCGAGAUGCUGUCCUGCCGCCUCCAGUGCGCGCUGGCCGCGCUCUCCAUCGUGCUGGCCCUGGGCGGUGUCACGGGCGCGCCCUCGGACCCCAGACUCCGUCAGUUUCUGCAGAAGUCCCUAGCUGCUGCCGCGGGGAAGCAGGAACUGGCCAAGUACUUCUUGGCAGAGCUGCUGUCUGAACCCAACCAGACGGAGAAUGAUGCCCUGGAACCUGAAGAUUUGUCCCAGGCUGCUGAGCAGGAUGAGAUGAGGCUGGAGCUGCAGAGAUCUGCUAACUCAAACCCGGCUAUGGCACCCCGAGAACGCAAAGCUGGCUGCAAGAAUUUCUUCUGGAAGACUUUCACAUCCUGUUAGCUUUAAUAAGUAUUGUCUAUAUCAGACCUUUGAUCCCUCCCUUCCAAAUCCCAUCUCUCUUCCCUAAUCCCCCAAAUCCUCAGCAAGGCCCUUGCGUUAAAAAUUGAAGACUGUAAAUAUCAAAUAAAAUUAUGGUGAGAUUAUGAAAAACAA